AUGGCAGACUUGAGGCAAAAAUACUGGGUUAUAUGUGGCAAUGCAACUGUGCGCUCCAUCAUCAAAGAAUGUGUUACAUGCAAAAGGUUGGCCACUCACCCAUUGACACAGCUAAUGGCUGAUCUUCCUGCACCUAGAGUCAAUCCAGAAGUGCUUGACACAAUGGACUCCAGCUCCUGUAUCAACGUGUUAAGAAGGCUCCAGGCGCGUCGUGAGCAAGUGAAGCUCAUAUGGUCUGAUAAUGGGACCAACACGACAAGUGCAUACUGCGAGUUACGCCAAUGCCUUCAAGAGCUUAAUGAAAGGGCCAUCAAAUAUGCCAUGGUGCUGCAGGGGGUGGAGUGGUACUUCAACCCUCCUCAUGCCUCUCAUUUCGGGGGUGUGUGGGAGAGAGAGAUUCGCACCUUCCGUCACACUCUUGCUGGCAUCUGUAAUCAACAACUCAUGAAUGAUGACACCCUCCACACCUUUUGUGAGGUUGAGGCAAUCGUCAACAGCCAUCCACUCACUAGAGUUAAUGAUGAUCCCAACUGCCUGCAGCCGCUUACCCCGAAUUUCAUGCUCACACUCAGGGAAUCUCCAGCACCGGUGACAGAGACAGAUCCAAAUGAUGUUUAUGCUCGACAGCGCUGGUGUCAAGUACAGUACUUGGCAGAUCUCUUCUGGCAGCAAUGGACCAAGGAAUAUCUGCCGAUGCUUCAGAGUCGCCAGAGGUGGACAGCAAAACAUCGCAACCUCAAGGAAGGAGAUAUCAUGUUGGCCAUGGAAGAUCCACUCCCUAGGGGGUCAUGGCCUUUGGGAAGAGCACUUCAGGUUCACCGGGACACUCGUGGCAAUGUCAGGAGUAAUAAGCUUAAGAUGGUCAACCGAGAGCACUUGAGGCCUACCAGUAAAAUGUGCCUCCUGCUUGAGAGUGAUAUUGGCAAAGUGUAA
Messenger RNA from Macrobrachium nipponense, 933 nucleotides. RefSeq lists its product as uncharacterized. Gene Ontology annotation, molecular function: nucleic acid binding. NCBI's taxonomy places the organism in Eukaryota, Metazoa, Arthropoda, Malacostraca, Decapoda, Palaemonidae. The transcript is spliced from 2 exons. Bases 1 to 933 code for a protein of 310 amino acids. The record is from RefSeq and is a predicted model, not a curated record.